Girardinichthys multiradiatus is the source of this 3249-nucleotide messenger RNA. It is a transcript of the gene rspo1, whose product is annotated as R-spondin 1. The record is from RefSeq and is a predicted model, not a curated record. The coding region runs from base 1039 to 1860 and encodes 273 amino acids. Lineage: Eukaryota; Metazoa; Chordata; Actinopteri; Cyprinodontiformes; Goodeidae. The transcript is spliced from 7 exons.
UUGGACGCUGUUGGAGCCUCAAAGCGCGUUUAAAAGGCGCACCUCGCACGAGAAUCCGAGCACAGCAGCGCGCUGCGACUGAGAGAAAGGAACAUAAGUCAGACUGAACUGUUUCAGCGGACUGUACGCGCCUGCGUAGCUUUUAUGCUAUAUACCUUAUUUUUCCCCGUAAGAGCGCAAGAGUUAAACAAUCUAUAUUUUUCACAUUUUAUCAUCGUGUGCAUCUACUUGCAUUAUAAUUAUUUAGAAGGUAAGAGAGGACAAACUGCGGGUGAGUUUCCGGUAAAAAGGAUGUCUUGUGAAGGAUUUUAUCUUAGAAGAGGGAUCAGAUAAAGAUCACAUUAACAGAUUCUCACAUCUGAGCUAAGGAUCUCUUCAGCUCCUCAAGAGUUACCAUGGACCUCUUGGCUGCUUCUUUGAUUAAUGCUGUCCUUGCCUAGCCUGUGAGUUUAGAUGGACUGUUAUAUUUUGGCACUGGUUCAAACAAAUUUGCUACCACGCAUAGGAAAAAACCUGGAUCCGUCUUUCGUCAGCUUGCAUGCCAUUAUUUACCUCCAUCUGUAAAGCAGCACACAUAUUCAAACGACAGUGAAUCUGGUUAAAGCAGGAGGCUCCAGGCUUGUUUUCAAGCUCCUCAUAAACUUCAUGGGUUGACCCACAAGCACUCCAAUACGCCUCCUCUUCAUCCUCUGCUCUAACCCUUCCCGCUUCCCGCCACCUCCGUCUGUUUACACCACCUCUGACAUGAUGACUUGUUGUGCCUCGGACCUGUCCGGACGUGUAAUCGCAGCGUCACACUCUACAUCUCAGACUUGUGGAUAUAUCAGCCAGUAGAGUGAAAGAUACAGAGAGAGACCGUGGGAGGGACAGGCAGACAGAAGGAGAGGAAGGAGCGCAGCACUGUGUGUUGAGAAGAGGGUCCAUCAGUACCUGCAGCAGAGGGAUCCACCUGCCCCACAGAGGAAGGGGGAACCCCCCUUACCUAAUCCAUCUGGUUGCAAGGGGGGGCCUUGCACAGCCUGGAAGGCAGCAGACACUAUGCAGCUGGGACUGGUGGCGCUGGCAAUGAUCAUUCUCAGCUACAUGGGUCACAGCGAUGUUCUCAAGCUCUCCAAGGCGAGAAGGCAAAGACGGGUUAGCACUGAGGGACCACCAUCCUGCCCCAAAGGCUGUGACCGAUGCUCUGAGUACAAUGGCUGCAUUAAAUGCAAUCCAAAGCUCUUUAUCUUCCUUGAGCGCAACGACAUCCGUCAGAUAGGAGUGUGCCUGCCGUCCUGUCCUGUGGGUUACUUUGGCAUGAGGAAUCCAGAAGGCAACAAUCGAUGCACACAGUGUAAAAUUGAAAAUUGUGAAGCAUGUUUCAGUCGCAACUUUUGCACAAAAUGUAAGGAGGGCUUGUAUUCACACAGUGGCAGAUGUUAUGUCAGCUGCCCUCCAGGCAAGCACACUGCCAAUAACACCAUGGAUUGUGACGGUCAUCAUGCUUCAGAGUGUGAACUGGGAGAGUGGAGCCAGUGGAGUUCCUGCAUGAAGAAGAACAAGACAUGUGGAUUUAAGAAGGGCUCACAAACCCGGGUUCGUUUACCCCUUCCCCAGAUUCACAGUGUGGACACCUCCCCUACUUAUGUGCCCUCACAGACCUGUGCUCCAGAGACAGAAAGGAGGAAGUGUGUUGUGACCAAGACGCCUUGUGCAAGAGAGAGAACGAAUAAGGGCGACAGGCAGGAUGAUACAAACAGGAGGGAAAAUGCACGUGGGAGAGGACGAGAGGGCAAAGGAGAAGGUGGAGGGGCGAAGCGGAGGAAAGGCCAGAGCAGGACCACCACUGCUCCCACAGUCACAACCAGUGCUGUCACCUAAACUCUGAGGCCUGCUGGGUGAGGCCGGAAGAAAAACUGAGAUAGUACCUCACCCAACAGCACCAGAAAACACACAGAGAUGACUGCAGAAGGAAAGAGUUACUGCUGCUAUGCUGCAUUGUAGAAGAUGCAAUGAGAACUGGAGGACUGCUUCGACAAAAAGGUUUUCUGAAGCUUUUUUUAAAAAAAAAUAUCCUGACAGCCUUGCUGGUUUCCAGUUAGACUCACAGUUGGAUAGCGAAGCCACUUUGCAAACUGUGGUUGCAUUUGGUUUGUGUCAUAAACAGACCAUAUUAAACAAUUGGACAGAUCUCUCUUUUCUAAACGCAACAUUAAACAAGAAAGCUUGAUUCUUUAUGGAGAUAAAAUCUUUUAGGCUGAUGAAGUGUGGAAAUUCCAGGUUGACUUUAAUCUCUGUGUUUCAUUUGUUUUUUGCAUUUUGGGGAGGAGGCAGAUGGAGUUCCUCAAAUGUCACAAUGCGUGAUGUGGAGACAAUGAACAGUCACAAGUUGCGGUAUGGUCGGUGGGGAGUUGAAACAAAAACGAAGUCACUGGAAAUGAUUUAUGGCUACUGAGGAUGAAAAGUCUUCGGUGAAUAAAUUUUAGGGCGUCUGGUACAAAAACAAGUUUAGAAUAAUCAAUCGUAAUCUUCAUAUCCUUCUGUGGCUUCUAAAGAAAAAAUGCAAUAUCAUUGCUUUCUGGUUGUUUUAAAUGAAAUAUUUUAUCGGAAAAAAGAAUAUCUGCACAAAAAUUAAUAUUUGCAUGAUACUAAGUAGCAAUUGUGUACAAGUGCAUUUGUGUGUGUUUAAACCUACCUGAAGUAUUCGUGUUUGCGUACUUUAUAUGCAUAUAUGCACGGAUUUAAGUGGUCAACAGAUCUUUGCUGUGUGUACAUGAGUAGUCAAUAUUUGCACAUACGGUUAGUUUUACUACUCGUCUCAGACUGAAGGAACAAAGUCUGAAAAACAAAUGGAAGGACAUGUCAAUGCAUAUUAAUAUAUAAGAACCACACUUAUCAUUACACUAUCUGUCAAAUGAGCUGUUCUGUAAUAAACCACCAUGUUUGUAACAUGGUCUAAGGAUUUUGCACAACUGUAAUGUUUUCCUGCUACUCAUAUUCCGGAACAAUCACAGCAUUUUACAAAUCUUAAAAAAAAAAACUGGCUUUACAUUGCAUACACAGAAAGCUUGUGGUCUUUAAUAUAAGAUAUCUGUAGAUGUAUCUUAAGAUAUCUAACGAUGUUACAUGGUACUUUAUUCAUUCUUUGAUACUAUGGAUUGUGAUACAUAAUAUGUCAAGAUGUGUUUAUCAGUAUUAGUAUCAUCAUGUAUAGCUUUUUUUUGUAAAAGCCUGAAUAAAAUACAGAUGACGGGGGUGAUGCAUCAGUCA